Baudoinia panamericana UAMH 10762 is the source of this 801-nucleotide messenger RNA. RefSeq lists its product as uncharacterized. The transcript is spliced from 5 exons. The record is from RefSeq and is a predicted model, not a curated record. The coding region runs from base 1 to 801 and encodes 266 amino acids. Lineage: Eukaryota; Fungi; Ascomycota; Dothideomycetes; Mycosphaerellales; Teratosphaeriaceae.
AUGGGUGUCCACCCCACUCUGGGGGGUAUACCCACUCCUGCGUCAUCUGCUCAGGCGCCUGGCACCUCGUUAUCCUUCUGCAUGGUGCACAAGCAUACCGCCGACGGUAAGUCCGAUUGUGACGGCACGUGUCGUAUUCGAACGGAUUUGAUCGUAGAAGCAGGUGCAUUCGCGGCCCAUGAUCUGCCGGCUGUGACCGCAGGUGUAGGUUAUGGUGUGGAGCGGCAUAUGUGGUGGUGGCGGUGGUGCACGACGCGCGUGUCCGGUAUUGCUGGAAGCUUUUUGCCUUGGUUGAUCUUGAUUAGAAGCUUGAUGAGCCUUUCGACUUGUUUGGCUUGGCGUAAGUGGUUCAUCAUGGCUGCUGCAUGUCUCGCGAUGCGAACUGAAGCAGAACCUAAGGAUGAAGCAAGUGGUGCAGUAGAGUUCGCUUUGAGCGUGCCGCUCGCAUGCUGUUUGCGCAUUGUCAAACACUGCGAUCCUUUCUGGCAGUGGCAAGCGGUUGGCGUAUGGAGCAAGCAACAUCGUCAAAGUAGCGAUGCCUGUACUCCGUAUGCUACGAGGUCACCGUUUGAGAUUCUCAGUUGUGGCAUUCGUUGUCCAGAUGGUUGCAAAAGUGCGAAGCCGCUUGCAUCUGAGCAUUCUGAUGCUCGACUACAUCUGGUACUCGCGGAGAAGGACCAUCCACUCACUUCUCAGAGUGUAGGCCUUGCAGAUGUUGUUGGUCCUGGGAUAGCUGCCCGGAGCAGUAACACCAAGUGCGCCUGUAUGCCAUCCAACAUGCCGUGUCUCGCACAACUUUAG